AUGUGGACAGUUCAGGAACAAGGACGUGCCGGGAUUUUGUGUCUUCCUUUGAUGGUCGCCGCUGUCUGCUGUGCACAAAGUGCGAACGAACCCAGCAACAUGUCAUAUGUGAAAGAAACCGUGGACAAACUGCUUAAGGGAUAUGACAUUCGUUUAAGGCCUGAUUUUGGAGGUGCCCCUGUCGAUGUCGGGAUGAGCAUAGACAUCGCCAGCAUCGACAUGGUAUCUGAAGUGAAUAUGGACUACACCAUCACCAUGUACUUCCAGCAGUCAUGGAGGGACAAGCGACUCUCCUACACGGGCAUCCCGCUCAACCUCACCCUGGACAACCGGGUGGCCGACCAGCUCUGGGUCCCCGACACCUACUUCAUCAACGACAAGAAGUCCUUUGUGCACGGCGUGACGGUCAAGAACCGCAUGAUCCGGCUGCACCCGGACGGCACCGUGCUGUACGGACUCAGGAUCACCACCACGGCUGCCUGCAUGAUGGACCUGCGCAGAUACCCCCUGGAUGAGCAGAACUGCACCUUGGAGAUUGAGAGCUAUGGCUACACCACGGAUGAUAUCGAGUUCUACUGGCAGGCUGGGAGCGCAGUCACAGGGGUAGACAACAUUGAGCUUCCCCAGUUCUCCAUCAUAGAUUACAAAACCCUGUCAAAGAAAGCUGUGUUUACUACAGGUUCCUACCCUAGACUGUCGCUGAGCUUCAAACUGAAGAGGAACAUCGGCUACUUCAUCCUGCAAACCUACAUGCCCUCCACCCUGAUCACCAUCCUGUCCUGGGUAUCCUUCUGGAUAAACUACGACGCAUCUGCUGCAAGGGUGGCCCUGGGUAUCACAACUGUCCUCACCAUGACAACCAUCAGCACCCACCUACGAGAGACCCUGCCCAAGAUCCCGUAUGUGAAGGCCAUUGACAUCUACCUGAUGGGCUGCUUCUUCUUUGUCUUCCUGGCGCUUCUUGAGUACGCCUUCGUCAACUACAUCUUCUUUGGGCGGGGCCCCCAGCUGCAGAAGAAAGAGGCGGACAAAGCCGCCAAAACCAACAAUGAGAAGAGCAGGGUGGAGACCAACAGGGUGCAGGUCGAUACCCACGGCAACAUCCUCCUCACUAACCUGGAGAUCCGGAACGAGGUGGGCGGCGCCGAGGUUCUGACAGGCCUGGGCGACCCGCGGACGACCAUGUUCUCCUACGACAGCGCCAGCAUCCAGUAUCGCCGGCCCAUGACGAGCCGGGGUGACCCGUACGCACGCCCUCCCCUGGACAGGAGCGCGGACCACCCGAAAGGCCGUCUGCGAAGGCGAGCCACUCAGCUCAAGGUCAAGAUCCCUGACCUGACCGAUGUGAACGCAGUUGACAAGUGGUCACGCAUCAUCUUCCCCAUUGCCUUCACCUUCUUCAACCUGGUCUACUGGCUCUACUACAUCCACUAAUCCUCCACUAUCCAUUUAUUCACCUAUAUUGUUUCCUCUUUAGGAUCUCUGGAGGGCCACAGUGCUGUAAAAUAUAGUACAAACAACAAUGGAUGGGAAAGCAUAGAGUCUGCUGUGGUUGCAAACGAGACAGCAGAGAUGAAACUUAGCAUGUGGAAUUCAUUUUUCAAUGUGACAUUGACGCGUCUGUGAGAAAGUAAAAACCAGAAAUGUUAUGAAACAAGUCCUCUUCCUCAUCCAGCAUCCUGCAGUAUGAUAUACUUUGGAGUAAAACAUCACAGAUUCCAAAAACACAGGGAAUGUGGAGUUAAAAUCCUACUUUCUGCCAUAUCAAUCUAACGUACAAUCACACAGAUUAGUGUAUAAGGCUGUUUUGUGCCGCAGCCUCACUAUGGCUUCUUGCAUUUUGCAUGCAACAAACACAUCACUUUUUUGAUUCAUAAAAAAGGGCAGAACAAAUGACACUGAUGAAUGUUUUGACACUGCCAGGUCCAGUUGACAUUUGGACUCCAGCCUUAUUAAAAUGAGAAUAUAUCAAUGCAUCAAAAAGUAUGAUAUCCAGAUAGAUAUAUGAAAU
Molecule: messenger RNA, 2011 nt
Organism: Megalops cyprinoides (Indo-Pacific tarpon)
Lineage: Eukaryota; Metazoa; Chordata; Actinopteri; Elopiformes; Megalopidae
Product: gamma-aminobutyric acid receptor subunit beta-1-like
Exons: 9
Coding region: 1-1434 (477 amino acids)
Biological process (GO): signal transduction; regulation of membrane potential; chemical synaptic transmission
Cellular component (GO): GABA-A receptor complex; neuron projection; synapse
Molecular function (GO): GABA-A receptor activity; neurotransmitter receptor activity; extracellular ligand-gated monoatomic ion channel activity
Source: RefSeq, a predicted model, not a curated record